Molecule: messenger RNA, 330 nt
Organism: Colletotrichum abscissum
Lineage: Eukaryota; Fungi; Ascomycota; Sordariomycetes; Glomerellales; Glomerellaceae
Exons: 1
Coding region: 1-330 (109 amino acids)
Source: RefSeq, a predicted model, not a curated record
AUGCUAGCCAUCCAGGCCUGGAACCUCCACCCACACACGACGCCGCUUGAUUACCGGUACCUACGCCCACGUCCUCUCCCACCACUUCCACUGAGUCUCGCACGCAAGAGGGAAAAACAUCACACCGGAAUCAUUAGCACCUCACCCAUUCCCAUGUGCAGAAUACCGCCGGCGCCUCGCUAUUUUUGCCUUGGUCCGAAGGUUCCCGGUACCGCAAGGGCAAUGUGCAGCCCCCCACCCGCCGAUGAACGGGGACGUGCCCCAUCUGACGUCCCAUCCUCCAAUCACCUACGAGGUUCCCAGUCAACAUAUGCUAAGCUUCUACAUUGA